This is a messenger RNA of Peronospora matthiolae, 1020 nucleotides long. The record is from the annotation of a GenBank genome assembly. NCBI's taxonomy places the organism in Eukaryota, Oomycota, Peronosporomycetes, Peronosporales, Peronosporaceae.
AUGGCAAAACGCGAGGCAGCUGAAGGUGUCAAUGGCCGGCUAAGUAUCGAUCUGGACCAGGAUAGCAUUGCACCCGGCGAGAUUAUUUGCGGCAUGGUGCGACUUGGUCUGUUGGAGUCAAUUGAGGCCAGAGAGCCGCUGGCGGUGGUUGUUCAGGGAAGAGAGGCGGUGACAUGGGAUGAAGAAAGAGGCUGCAGUCCCGUCACGAACGCCUUCGACAAGAUCUUUUUUCAGCACAAGAUUGAACUGUCGCCGGAUGCGGUGUAUGAAGCCGGUGAGUCGGAGCACCCUUUCGAGCUUCAGCUACCAACAGACUUGCCCUCGAGCUUUGAGCUGCUCGACAUCUAUAGCGAAACAGCAGAACGUCUUCGAGUGCAGAUCAAGUAUCAGGUAAGUGUGUGGCUUCGAUCGAACCGCGCGUCCGUGGCCUAUUUGACGUCGGAACAGGAGUUUACAGUGCAUAAUCCAUCAACGAGUGCACCACCUGCAAGAGCUCUUGAGAUUUCGGCUUCUGAGGUGGUGCAUUGGUUGUACUGCGUGACGCGAGGGGACUUACAGAUGACAGUCACGAUUCCGAAUGACGUGUCGGUUGCGGGUCAAGUAGUUCCGCUCCAAUGUUGUGUGGAUACUUCUGCCUGUAAGGCUCCGGUCAAGUCGAUCUCGGUGGAGCUCGUAGAAGACGUGGUGAUACAGCACUUGGGGGAACAACCCGACUGGACAGUCAUGCGCGUGCUGUCGACGGAGCAGUUUGCUGGUCUAGAAGCUGGUUGUGUCCGAAAGCUAGCCACGAACGUCAAGUUCGUCGAGAAUGAAAAGCAGAGCCCUGUUAACGCGGACGUGGACGCACACUUCUUCCAGUGCAGUCAUCGCGUGAUUGUCCGGUGCAAGCCUCGUCUCGCGCCGCCUAUCGUCUGUGAAGUGCCAGUGAGGGUACAACACUACAAGACGCCAUUCCGUGCAGGGUCAACUCGAUUGCAAAGAAUGCCAGCGGAAGUUAUGGCUGGUCAUAAAAGCCCAUAG